Molecule: messenger RNA, 1626 nt
Organism: Ambispora leptoticha
Lineage: Eukaryota; Fungi; Glomeromycota; Glomeromycetes; Archaeosporales; Ambisporaceae
Source: the annotation of a GenBank genome assembly
AUGUCUAAGCAAGAAAGAAAGAAUAAAUCAUCUUCGAAGAAAUCAAAUCAAAAUCAAAAACGGAAUUAUAACUUAAAGAUUCAUGCAUUAAAUGAAAAAUCAUCAACAAAUUAUUCCAGAUAUGAUGCUUCCCCUCUUUCAAUGUCAUCAUCAUCAUCUUUUUUAUUACCCACAAACAAUACUAUUGAUCAAACUGUUUCCUCUUCAAUAAUUUCAAUAAAACCUAAACCAUCAAAAAAUACACAUGUUAUAUCUUCGUCAUUGCAGGUAACAAAAACACUCUUGGGCGUGCCGGAUGGGAAUAUCCCAACAAAUCAUGAUACAGAUCCAUACGUGACAAAGAUUGGUGGAAUUCCAAAUUGGCUUGCUUCAUCAUCUUCAACCUCAUCACCAGAAUUAUCCAGAUCGUCAAUGCCUUCUUUCGACGUGGCAAUAUGUGGUAAUUGUGGCAAAGAAAUGUUUUUAUUAUUUCAGGGUUAUGUGCCAUUAGAUCGGUCGUCAUAUGAUCGUGUUAUUUAUGUCUGGGGUUGUAAUCAAAAACGAUGUAUGCGUAAAUCUGGAAGUUUUCGUGCUAUUCGUGCACAUCAAUUGAACAAAGAAUACGCACAACAAUUACGUCAGGAUAAGGAAAAAUACGCGAAUGCUAUCGUACCGCCAGCAUUUAAUUUGAAAGAACUGAUAUCGUCAAUCGAUAACCAUGAUAACCAUUCAAAUAUAGCAUCGUUAUCAGUACCGUCAAUUGAGGACACGACAACAACAAAUGACUAUGAGUAUCCCAGACUUGAGUCUACUGUGCAUAGAAAAAUAUCAGAAAUUUCGCCGUCUAAAAAUGAAAUUCUACCCAAUAAUCAUAAGAAAAGUGAUUCACUUGCACCAUCCAAAAACUGGAGUCAAAUUGUAUCCGAAGGAGUGACUACAAAUUACAAUAAAGAUGAAAAAGCAUCCCCACAUGAUAUAAAUGACCUUUCAGACCGAAUACAAAAACUCGGAUUAGUAGUUGACUCGUCAUCCGAUUUCUUAUCAUAUAAAGAAUGGCCAAGGUCAAUACCCUAUUUCCCUGCACAAUAUCUAUACAUCACCGAGGAAAUUCUCGGGAAUACUCAGAGUUCCAGCCUUUUGAAAAAAUACGAGCACUAUUUAAAUUACGAAGACUACAAUAAUUAUGAGGCUGACGGUGACAGAAACUUGGGCGAAUGGGCUGGCGAAAAGUACGAGAAAUCCGUGUUACCUAAAGGUGUUGAUAAAGCAUUUAGAAAGUUCUCAGAGCGUGUCGCAGAAUGGCCGGAUCAAUGUGUUCGGUAUGAGUUUGGUGGUCAACCCUUACUAUACAAUCAAAAUUACUUGACACGAAUUCCGCCAUGUAAGAAUUGUGGAAAAGAUCGAGUCUUUGAAUUCCAAUUAAUGCCAAAUAUUCUAUACGCAUUAUCUACAAGUCAUUAUGCAAAAGUCCAGGGCGAUGAUCAUAAUAAUAUUUAUCAAUUUGAUCUCGGAAUGGAAUGGGGCACUGUGAUGAUAUUUACGUGUAUGAAUGAUUGUAAUAAUCAUGCUAAUGAUGUCAAUGAAAAUAAUAACACCAAAACUUCUUAUUAUGAGGAAUAUGUUUUUGUACAAUAUGAAGAUUUAUAA